CAUCCUAUGGGCUCAAAGACGCGGUGCACUGUCCGGCACCGUCCGGCACCUCUAAGCCCUACUGAGGGUUGUGCAAUAGCCACCCCGGCCGUCCGGGCGUGAGUCCUGCUCGGUGCCCACCACCCCCAGCGACGCCUGCGUUAUGGCCGCCCCACCGCAGCUGCGGAUUCUGCUCUUUGCGGUCAACGCACUGUUGCGCAAGCGCCGCUACCACGCAGCCCUGGCCAUGCUGAAGGGCUUCCGGAACGGGGCCGUCUAUGGAGCCAAAAUCCGGGCCCCUCACGCGCUGGUCAUGACCUUUCUUUUCCGGAGUGGCAGCCUCUGGGAGAAGCUGCGCGCCAUCCUGCAGGCCACGUACACCCACUCCUGGAACCUGGCCAGGUUUGUGUUCCUCUACAAGGGACUCUGUGCCCUGCAGUCCCACGUCCAGGGCAAGACCUACCAGGCACACUCAUUCGUGUCUGCCUUCAUCGGGGGCUUUCUGGUGUUUGGAAACAACAAUAACGUCAACAGCCAGAUCAGCAUGUACCUGCUGUCCCGCGCCCUAUUUGCCCUGUGCCGCCUGGGUGUGGAGAAGGGCUUCAUCCCCGAACCCAGGACGGACCCGUUUCCGUGGUUCACGGCGCUGGUGUGGGGGCUGGUGCUGUGGCUCUUCGAGUACCACCGGCCCACCCUGCAGCCCUCACUGCAGUCGUCCAUGACCUACCUGUACGAGGACAGCAACGUGUGGCAUGACCUCUCGGACUUCCUUAUCUACAACAAGAGCCAACCCUCCAAGUAACAGCGCCCCCAGGUGCUCAGGAAGGCUCCUGCACCCCAGUCGGGUGACGGAGGUGUCCAGCCGCGGUUUGAGAUUGGCUCCAUCUGCUAACCAUCCCGGAGGAUCCUACACCUUCUAGUUCUGGAGUCUCAGACUCUAACUUUUAUUAGCCCAGGGUUCCAUUUGGCGAAAUGGAAGCACUGAUUAUCAGUUCUCGUUAGGUACUCUUGAAUAGUGGAACGAGCCACCGAAUCAGGCUGAGGAGCCUUGGGCACAGGGACAGCUGCUGACUCUUGAGAGACCAGGGAAGGUCACACCCCACCCUGGGCCUCAGGGAUCAUCCAGCCCAGAGGAGGGCACCGAAGUCUCUUUCUGGUGGGUAUGUUCUCUGACCAUUCUUCUAUAGCAGAGGCUUCUGGCUGGGGGGCAGUGGGUUGCAAAAAUGCAUUUUUAGACAAUACUCCGUUCCUUGCCUUGGGUGUUCUAUUGUAGAAGCUCCAGCGUUUCCACUGUCCAACAGAAACACAGUGUGAGACAUAUGCGACUGAGCUUUUUUUAGCAGCCACAGUUUUUAAAAAGUGGAGGGAAUUCCUGGUGGUCCAGUGGUUAGGACUCUGCUGCCAAGGGCAGGGGUUCUAUACCUGGCUGGGGAGCUAAGAUCCCACAUGCCAUGAGGUAUGGCCCCCCACCCCAAAAAAAAAAAAAUGUGGGGAGAGAAAGAGGCAGAGGAGAUUAACCUUAAUUAUAUCUUUGAACCCAAUAUUUCUCAAAUGUUAUCAUUUUAAUGUGUGCUAAAUAUAAAAAUAAGAUAUUUUACAUUU
This is a messenger RNA of Cervus elaphus (red deer), 1581 nucleotides long. RefSeq names its product peroxisomal membrane protein 4 (gene PXMP4). The transcript has 4 exons. Gene Ontology annotation, cellular component: peroxisomal membrane. Bases 143 to 781 code for a protein of 212 amino acids. The record is from RefSeq and is a predicted model, not a curated record. NCBI's taxonomy places the organism in Eukaryota, Metazoa, Chordata, Mammalia, Artiodactyla, Cervidae.